AUGGCCCAUCCGCCGCCGUACGAGCCGUUCUACUUACCCCCGCCGCCUCCGGAGUACGUCUACUCCGGCGGAGAGCGGAAUGGAAUUAACACGCUGUUCAUCUCCGGCCUCCCCGACGACGUGAUGCCGCGUGAAAUCCACAACCUCUUCCGCCGACGCCCCGGCUUCGAUUCCUGCCAGCUCAAAUACACCGGACGCGGCAAUCAGGUUGUAGCUUUUGUUACCUUUGUAAACCAUCAAUCAGCAAUGGCAGCUCUGCAUUCUCUGAACGGUGUUAAAUUUGAUCCUCAAACAGGCUCGACUUUGCACAUCGAAUUAGCAAGAUCAAAUUCGAGACGAAAACAUAAACCAGGAAGUGGUCCGUAUGUUGUUAUCGAUAAUAGAAAAAAAUCUGAUGCGGAUGCUGGGGGAUCAUCGAGUGAUGGUGGUCAGGAAGCCUUCUUCGAUUUUUCAUUUUUUUAUUUGUCAAAAUUCAACCUUGUUUCACUAGACCAAGCAGAUAAGAGAACAGAUGGUGCUUGCUCUACCUUGUUUAUUGCAAAUCUUGGCCCAAAUUGCACUGAAACAGAACUGAAGCAAUAUAUUUCUCAAUAUCAAGGAUUCAAUAGCCUUAAGGUUAGCGCAAGAGGUGGAAUGCCGGUUGCAUUUGCUGAUUUUGAGAGAGUUGAACAAGCAACCGAGGCAAUGAAUCUCCUUCAAGGAUGCUUGCUACCAUCCUCUGACCGUGGUGGAAUGCAUAUCGAAUACGCCAGGUCGAAAAUGAGGAAGCCCUGA
Molecule: messenger RNA, 774 nt
Organism: Striga hermonthica
Lineage: Eukaryota; Viridiplantae; Streptophyta; Magnoliopsida; Lamiales; Orobanchaceae
Source: the annotation of a GenBank genome assembly